AUGAGCUCUUCUGAUCAAGGUAACAAAGUACAUCAAAUAAUACCUUACGCUGAACAUCCAUCAUCAUCUCAAUCGCAUAGUCUUUCGUCGUCCCUAACAAUCCAAGAGCAAUGCGAGUUCCAACAAGCACCUUUAAUUAGCUCUACUUCCAAUCUAACUCCCAGCUGUCUUUCAAGUCAUUCUCAAAUGGCCAAAGACCCCUUUAACAACAGAACGAAUGACAUUCCUCGAAAUGUGACCAAGGACACUAAUCUUCCCUAUAAGCAGACUAAAGGAAAGUAUUCAAUACAUGAUUUCAAAGUUAUUCGAACUUUAGGCACUGGAUUUUUUGGGCGUGUACAUUUGGUUCGGUCAAACCAUAAUGGACGAUAUUAUGCUAUGAAGGUGUUCCGCAAGCGGAAAAUAGUCAAAUCAAAGCAAAUCGAGCACACCAAUGACGAGAGGAGAAUUUUGUCCGUGUUGCAACAUCCAUUCAUCACAAGAAUGUGGGGGACUUUCCAAGAUACAAAAUCCAUAUUUAUGGUAAUGGACUACAUUGAAGGUGGAGAGCUGUUUUCAUUGUUGAGGAAAUCAAAAGUUUUCCCUAAUCAAGUGGCCAAAUUUUAUGCCGCAGAGGUCCUGCUCGCUCUCGAAUAUCUACAUUCUAAAAAUAUUGUCUAUCGAGACCUCAAACCCGAAAAUAUACUACUGACAAGAACAGGACACAUAAAACUAACCGAUUUUGGUUUUGCCAAAGAAGUUGAAACGACGACAUAUACUUUGUGUGGUACACCUGAUUACAUCGCCCCGGAAGUAAUUGCGGUCCAACCGUACAACAAAGCAGUCGAUUGGUGGUCUUUUGGCAUUCUCAUCUAUGAGAUGUUAGUGGGCACGACCCCCUUCUAUGACACAUCUCCCAUAAAAAUUUAUGAGAAAAUAAGCAAGUGUGAGUAUGAGAUUCCCCCAUUCAUUGACAUAGAUGCAAGGUCUCUUAUAAGAGGUUUAAUAAUGAAGGAUGUCACUUUCAGGCUAGGCAAUCUUCGCCACGGAGUUGAAGAUAUCAAAAAUCAUCCAUGGUUUCAGGAAGUCGUGUGGGAAAAUCUUUUGAGUGGGAAUAUUGAAACACCCUAUGAACCUAAUAUUCCGAAUGGAGUGGGUGACAGCUCUCAGUUCGAAGUGUAUCCCGAAGAAGAGUAUGAUUAUGGAAAUAACAGCUCCCCAGAUGAGUAUGGGUACUUGUUCCCGGAGUUUUGA
Ogataea haglerorum is the source of this 1233-nucleotide messenger RNA. RefSeq lists its product as uncharacterized. Gene Ontology annotation, biological process: peptidyl-serine phosphorylation. The record is from RefSeq and is a predicted model, not a curated record. Bases 1 to 1233 code for a protein of 410 amino acids. Gene Ontology annotation, cellular component: nucleus; cAMP-dependent protein kinase complex. Gene Ontology annotation, molecular function: cAMP-dependent protein kinase activity; ATP binding. NCBI's taxonomy places the organism in Eukaryota, Fungi, Ascomycota, Pichiomycetes, Pichiales, Pichiaceae. The transcript has a single exon.